Molecule: messenger RNA, 546 nt
Organism: Dermacentor albipictus
Lineage: Eukaryota; Metazoa; Arthropoda; Arachnida; Ixodida; Ixodidae
Product: ipis-1-like
Molecular function (GO): serine-type endopeptidase inhibitor activity
Source: RefSeq, a predicted model, not a curated record
AUGCUUUACCAGCACUGUACCUACAGGGUGGGACACGCGGAUGCUCUGAGGGCCAGGGCCGUGGAGAUACCGUGCAGAGGUCUGAAGGUUUCCAUGGUCAUCGUCCGUCCAGACGACCCGGACGGACUCGCUCUUCUCCAGGAGAGACUGACACCGGCCAGACUCUGCGAGCUUCUGUCUAGCCUCAAAAUGGUCAUGAACGUGGAAUUGAGCCUUCCCAAGUUUAAACUCGAUACAGGCAUACUGCUGAAGGACAGCCUCGUUGCCCUAGGCGCAAAGGAGGUGUUCGCUCCUGGCUACGCUGACCUGUCGGGUGUAUUUGAGAUUGGGCGGCCGGCGGUCGCUAAUGUAGUUCACAAGACGUUCGUGGAGGUCGAGGAGGGAGGCAUGGACACAGUUUGUUGGAGCGCCACGACGACUCCCAUGUGGUGUGCAACGAUGCCCCUUUACUCAACACGCUUUUUCGUCGACCAUCCAUUAAUGUUCCUUAUCAAGUGCAACGAACCGGACGUGAUAAUUUGUCUGGGUUUGGUGCGGAGACGGUGA